Messenger RNA from Loxodonta africana (African savanna elephant), 1699 nucleotides. RefSeq names its product olfactory receptor 5D14-like. Gene Ontology annotation, cellular component: membrane. Gene Ontology annotation, biological process: G protein-coupled receptor signaling pathway; sensory perception of smell. Gene Ontology annotation, molecular function: G protein-coupled receptor activity; odorant binding; olfactory receptor activity. NCBI's taxonomy places the organism in Eukaryota, Metazoa, Chordata, Mammalia, Proboscidea, Elephantidae. The coding region runs from base 761 to 1699 and encodes 312 amino acids. The record is from RefSeq and is a predicted model, not a curated record. The transcript has a single exon.
AGCUAAGCUUUAACUGAUAAAUUAAGCCAUAAACCCUGAUAGAGUGGGUAUACCUCUCAGGUCAAAAGGAAGUCAUUGCCCUCUUUAGCCUCAACCACUGGGCAACUAAGCAAUUCAACAGAAGUAGUAGCCUUCAUAGAUUAAAAAGUGCUAAUGAGAUCCCGACGGCAGUGGGUUUUGGUUUUGGAAUGAGAUCACUCUGCUUUCUUCUUAGGUUGUCUGGUAUCUUAUUUUAAACUUAGAAGUAUAUUCCUUCAAAUAUAUUAUUUAAUUUGAGUAUAUAGGCAAAAAAACGCAGCAGCAUAUUUUGUUUCUCGAGGCAAAAAUUUUACAUUUUUUUCACAGAAUCUCACUAGCUUAUGUGCUGUAGGUAUGUGAAAAAGUUUGCUCAGUACCAGUUAUGUGUGUUUGAUGCUACUAUCUAAUGUGCGCAUCCAAGGAUAAAGUUAACUUGUGUGUAAAUAUAACUCCUAUACACUCAAUAUCAUAAGUACUUAUAGGAAACCCAUAUUCCAAUAUCCCAAAAGACAAUAGAAAUGCUUUGACAUUUUAGACAUCAGCUUGGUUUGGUAUACACAUUGCAGUUAUUUCGGUGAGGCAUUUUCUACAUGGAGAGAACUGGUUCCAAUAACUGUUUCUUCAUGUUAUCUUUUCUCUACAGAACAAAUCAUAACACAUUUGUCAUUCACUCCACACAUCUUCUCUUUUGGCAGGAACAACUCUCUCUUCCCAUCUCUUUCCAUUGAAAGGAAGUGUGACAAUGGCUGAAAGAAACCUGAGUGUGGGGACAACCUUUGCCCUCUUGGGAUUCACAGAUUACCCAGAGCUUCAGAUUCCUCUUUUCCUUGUGUUUCUGAUCAUGUACAGUGUCACCGUGGUAGGGAAUCUUGGGAUGAUAGUGAUCAUCAAGAUUAACCCCAAAUUUCAAACCCCCAUGUACUUUUUCCUUAGUCACCUUUCUUUUGUUGAUUUUUGUUACUCCUCUAUCGUUACUCCAAAGCUGCUUGAAAACUUGGUCAUGGCAGACAAAAGCAUCUUCUACUUUAGGUGCAUGCUCCAGUUCUUCUUGUCCUGCAGUGCAGUGGUGACUGAGUCCUUUCUGCUGGCAGUGAUGGCCUAUGACCACUUUGUGGCCAUCUGCAAUCCUCUGCUCUAUACAGUGGCCAUGUCACAAAGACUCUGUGCCCUGCUGGUGGCUGGCUCAUAUCUGUGGGGGAUGUUUGGCUCCUUGGUACUCCUUUGCUAUGCUCUCCUUCUAGACUUUUCUGGUCACAAUGUAAUCUACCACUUUUUCUGUGAGUAUACUACUCUCAUAGCUGUCUCUAGCUCUGAUAUACGCAUUCCCCAACGUCUGCUUUUUGGGUUUGCCACCUUCAAUGAGGUGAGUACACUACUAAUCAUUCUCACUUCGUAUGCUUUUAUUUUUGUGACUGUACUAAAAAUCCAAUCUGCCAGUGGACGUCGCAAAGCCUUCUCCACCUGUGUCUCCCACCUGACUGCCAUCACCAUCUUCCACGGGACCAUCCUUUCCCUCUACUGUGUGCCUAACUCCAAAAACUCUUGGCAGAGAGUCAAAGUGGCCUCUGUAUUCUACACAGUGGUUAACCCCAUGCUGAACCCCCUCAUCUAUAGCCUGAGGAACAAAGAUGUGAAAGUUGCCUUCUGGAAAUUAAUGAACACAAAAGUCCUCUUUCACUGA